Gossypium arboreum is the source of this 429-nucleotide messenger RNA. RefSeq lists its product as uncharacterized. Bases 1 to 429 code for a protein of 142 amino acids. Lineage: Eukaryota; Viridiplantae; Streptophyta; Magnoliopsida; Malvales; Malvaceae. The record is from RefSeq and is a predicted model, not a curated record. The transcript is spliced from 2 exons.
AUGGUGGCCGAUGCGUUAAGCCAUAGGGCUAUGACCGAUCUGAGAGCGAUGUUCGCUCGAUUGAGCCUUUAUGAUGAUAGGAGUCUUCUGGUGGAGUUGCAGAAGAAGGUUCUGAGGUUCGGACGCAAGGGUAAGCUAAGUUCUCGGUUUAUUGGGUCGUACUGGAUUCUGAAGAGAGUGGGGCCAGUCACAUAUCAGUUAGAGCUACCUCCAGAGUUGGAUCGUAUACAUGACGUGUUCCACAUCUCGAUGUUGAGACGCUAUCGCUCUGAUCCCACACACAUUGUGCUUGUGGAGGAGAUGGAUGUUAGACCAGAUCGGACAUUCGAGGAGGAGCCAGUUCAGAUUUUGGAUCACGACGUCAAGGUUCUACAUAGAAAAUCUAUUCCUUUGGUGAAAGUGCUGUGGAGGAAUCAUAGCACUGAGUAG